AUGGACAGCGCUGAGAAACACGAAGAAAAACGACCUGGAGGCUGUUCAUUGUCCGCCGAACUUCCAAGGUCAGAAACGUUUCCGAAGAAAGGCAUUCUCAAACAUUCCUUCAGUGAUCAGCAACUGCGCAAACACGAUGCGGUGGCGAAUGCGGCGCCAGAAAUUGUUAUCGAAAAACCGUGCAGCAGUUUGGCAGUGCCUGAACAGUAUUCCAGCUAUGUGGUCAAGUCCAAGAUCCCGAAACUGUGCGUUACAUGGGUCGAAAAUGGUACCCCGACCAUCGGCGUGGAAUCUCAAGAUGGAACCAAACUAGGCAAUCUGCAACCGAUGAUCUCUGAGUUCAAGAACAAUGACGAUGGGGCAGAAAACAGCAAAGACGGUCCAAUUGUCGGUUCCUGGUGGAAUGGGCGCGACACUCGGUACGUCGUGCACUGCAGCAAGCAUCACGAUCACACAGUGCAUGACGAAGACUACACAACUCCGACUCAAAGAAAAAAUCAGGAAAUUAUUCUUCUCAAAAAUCAGCUGAAACAAACCGAAGCGGUGCUUAAAGACAGAGAAUCCCACCUGCAGCAACUCCGAGAACGCCUGUCUGAGCUGGAAUCGAUCCUGGACCGUGGUGGCCUGCUGACCGAAAACCACAGACUGAUGACGAAGGUAUCGAAGAUACACGAAAAAUGUCGGAACGAGAAGAAACUCAUCUGCGACCGGUAUGAAGCAGAAAUCAAGCGGCUGCGCAUGCUCUACGAAAAGGAUAAUGAGGAGCUGGAGGAACAGAUGAACUUCGAAUUGGAUGAGAUUCGCACCAAAUUCGUUGACUCCUCCAUCGAAAAGAAAUGCAGCAUCUCAGACACGUGGGACAGCAGCAUUUACAGCGGCGGAACCUGCGAAACUCAGAAAACGACCGUGGCCACAUGCACUAGCGAGGAUUCAACGCCCGAGGGCACUGUUGACGAACUGCAAGCGUGUCAGAACGCAAACAACUUGCUGAAAAUGCGUGUUUCUGAGCUGGAAUUCGCUCUCAGACAGUUUGAAGGCAAUGUUAACAACGGUGAUGGAUGUGGCAACGGUCAGUGUGCAUCGAAAUUGUGGUUCAUGUCCGCUCAAGUGGAGGCUUAUAAAAAUGAAUGCAUUAUCUGGCGAACGAGGGCGUCUGAAUUGGAGAUUGGCCUGAAAGACCUGCUGAUCACAAAUGGUUCUCUAGAACAGCAGGUGACGUUGCUAGAGCAAGAAAAGAGCUCGCUGCAAACAAGUGCAUCCAAAAUGGUAGAAGAGCACAGGCUGGCCGUGACAGAGUCUCAGGAUUUCGAAGAAAUCGAGGCUGAGCCUGGAUUAAGCGAAUCUUCUUGCGAAGACAGGCAAAGACAUGCUCUGUCGCUGGCCGGCAAUUCGCAGCUGGUCUCUUGCCCUCUCAAUGCCGUCACAGAGUCUACAUUAACUGAACUGUCAAAUGAAAAUCAGAAUUUACGCAAGGAGGUUGCGCAAUUGAACAAUGAUCUCAUGACAUCGGAAAAGAAUCGUGAACAGCUGAGAAACGAACUUGUGCAGAAAUCUGAAGAGCUUAGUUCAAGUCAGCAGUUGUUGCACGAUGUGGAACAACGACUUUACGAUAAAUGCAACGAAGUAGAGAAGGUAGAGCUGGACGUAGUUAAGCUUAAGGAGCGAAAUCUCAGUCUUCAGCAAAGCCUCCAAAAGUCGAAAGAUAAACUGGAGGAAAUGGAGAACAUAAUGCAUGAAUGUGGGAUUCACACUUUUUCUUCGAUUAAUAAAAAUAAAAGUAACUACAAAUCAUCAGAGACCGUUUACCGAGACAGAGACGUUCAAACAGAGCUUUCAUUUUCAGAAGAAGUUCAUAUGGAGCAGCAGUUGAAAGUCAUUAACGACGAAUAUGAUGAUUUGCAAAAGAAAUACGAUAAUGAAACAAAAGAACUUGAGACAAAUUUGGCACAAAUGUCGGAAAGCUUGUCCUUGAAAAACUCACUCGUCAACAACCUCACAAUCCAGAUUCAGACAUUUUGUGAAGAGUUCGAAAGUAUGCGACAAGGUUUCGAGCGUGAACGUUGCAGCUACGUCAGUAAGAUCGAACAGUUGCAGAACUUGACGAUGCAGAUCCCUGUUCUCCAACAAAACCUCGAAAUGGCCAGGAAUGAGCUGAUCGAAUCGGAGGAGAAAUUUAACGAGGAACGUCAAAGUUUCCAGAACACGAUGGAAAGUUCGCUUUCCGAAAGUCUCAGACUGCAGACAGAAACGUGCAAUUACUGGCGUUUGAAGCUGGCUGAAGUCGAGAAGAAAAGUGAAUGUCAAAAACGGAAACUAGAUGAAACGAAUAAGAAGCUAAAUGACACUUCAGUGAAGUUCAACAUCGAAAACUCAAAACUCGCCCAGCAGGUGAGCUCAUCGCUUGUCGAAAUCACAGAGUUACGAAACAAGCUGAACGUAGCCAGAACGGAGAAGGCCAUUUCAGCUGUUCCCGAAAUGGUGUCCUGCGAAGUUCUGUGUGUGCCAAAGAUGAACGCAGCUGGGACGGCCACAGACCAGGCAGAACUGCCUGAUGAAAAGGACCACCGAAUCAUUCAGUUGGCCAGCCGUCUUGACGGUUCCUUGACCGACUGCGAUCGACUGCGAGAGGAGACGCGAUUUCUGCUCGCAAAGCUACAAGCCACCGAAGACACAUGCAGUCAAGCACAAAGCAAAAUCAACGACCUCAGGCAGCAAAUCGCAGUCGACGCUGCGCAGAGCGAAAAGGAUGAACUAUUGCGAGCCGGAAACGAACAACAACAAGCCCUACUGAAAGAUCUAGAACUCUGCAAGGCGAAGCAGUCCAGACAACCAGCGGUUGAUCGGGCCGUACAAGUCAGGUCGUUCCUGGUGCUGUUGAACAAAGAGGUACAAACGGAAGCUAAUAUCAGCAAUCUGAAACCGAGCGAGGUAUUUCGGAUUUAUUCUCCGUUUGCAUUGGUCAACGACAUGUCGCGUACCGUUGAACAAGCGGGGGACAUUGUUGCUUGUGCACAAGACGAACAUGUUUACGUAAGUGCGGCACAUGACUCGUUCAAUCUGGUCGCCGAGCAUCUGAAUGUGCUGGACUGGCUGAAGGAAGUGCUUCCGGAUAAACAGUCCGAAAUCGAAGCUCUUGCUAGUCUUCACAAGCCUGAGGCAAAGAGUGCGGCCAACCCUGAAGGCCCGUGUAUGAUUGAGCGGGACCAACUCAGAAACCAGUACUUGGAGUUACUGUCCUUCUAUCAGGAAAUAAGCGCUGAGUUGGCCCUGUACAAGGCCGAAGACAGAAGAAAAGCUGAAGAAGGUCGAGAGAUGAUCGUAAGGCACAUCAGUGACUUAGACCUAACGGUGAAAGAAGAGAAAGAAAAUGCAGUCCUAAAGCAGAUGUUGAAUGAAACGUGCAAGCAGCUAAUUGCCACCAAGCGCAAAUCAGAACAGUUGGAGAAGGAGAAAAAUCGCGUCACGUAUGAAUUGGACAUUUUGAAAGGAGAGCAUGCGCUGCUGCAAGUCAGAGGCUGUCAGCAGUAUGAUGAGGCGAUGAAAAAAGAUAAGAAACAUUUCGUCAAUCAGUUUCAGCAAACUGACGCAAUGUGCAUCAAGGAGUUGAAGGAAAGUUCGGCGAUGAAGGAGCUGAACGAAUUUUUAAGAAAUAUAGACAGGGCAGCCGAUGACGUACUGCACAUCGAGUUAGACAUUAGUAAUCUGAACGAGGAAGCAGUAAGUUGGAAAAAGAGCAAAAUGCAGGCACUCGCAUUAACGAAGGAGUUUCAAGAGGUGCUGAAAUUUACAAGAACUUGUUUGUCACGCUUCACCACCAUCGCCGAGAAGUUGGCGUUGAAACACGAAGUGGAAAUCAGUGCCCUAAAACAACAGCUGGAGAUGGCUGAAUACAACUUUGCAUUGCUUUCAUCGGAAAUCGAGAGGUACAACGACAAACUCAAUUGGCUCAAAAAAGUUGGUCACUCGUCGGAAUUCAAGUACCUCGGUUCGACAGCGGGGUUACGGAAUAACGACAUGUCCAAAAGAAAUUCUAAUGACACCAAUUCUUCGACCAUCAACAGCAGCAGGACGGGGAACCGCUUUACUGGAUCGUAUUCGGGAUAUCCGACCCUGAAUACUGCCAACAGUUCUUCAAAUUCAGACGACAACGCGGUGAUCCUUCAACAGUGGAAGCAAUUCAGGUUAGAAAGGUUUCUAGAGAAGCUGAAAAAGAAGGAUUCGAAUUAUGCCGCUGAACUGAAGCAAAUUUUGGAUUUGGAUAAGUACGCAGCUUUGCAGAGGGUAUCUGAAAAUCGACCUGACCGAAAUAGCGGCAAUGCCGAAGUCGACAAUCAUCAAACUUCGCUAUUGGAAGAUGACGAAUCAACGAAUGAAGGUUCGAGCACUAGUUAUUACUCGCUGUCGACAGGAACUUCCGAAACGAACACGCUGCAUUCCGAAGAAAAUGUCUGUGGAGACCGAUCGGGUACUGCAACUCAAACGUCGCGAUGUGAUCAGCUAUUGAUGUAUCCGGAACGCCUUGUGCUCCUGGUGGACGAUCAGCGUGGUGAUUCACCCGUCUGUGGAACAUAUGAAUUGAAAACGGAGGUUUCGGAAGACGAGCUGGCACUGCGUUUCUUACGCGAAUCUGUUUAUUACUACUUGACAGACAAGGAGUCGCGAAAUCAACUACUCGCCAUUAUGAACAUCUUGAAAUUUUCCGAUGACCAGCGGUUAGAGAUUAUGAAAAGUAAACGCUUUCACUGA
Soboliphyme baturini is the source of this 4746-nucleotide messenger RNA. The record is from the annotation of a GenBank genome assembly. NCBI's taxonomy places the organism in Eukaryota, Metazoa, Nematoda, Enoplea, Dioctophymatida, Soboliphymatidae.